Molecule: messenger RNA, 1072 nt
Organism: [Torrubiella] hemipterigena
Lineage: Eukaryota; Fungi; Ascomycota; Sordariomycetes; Hypocreales; Clavicipitaceae
Source: the annotation of a GenBank genome assembly
GCCGGCCCGCCGAUAAGGUGGCGGUCAUUUUUUAGGCUGCCGGCUGGCACAAGAGUCAUCGCUCGCUAGACGAAGGAAACGAGAAACGAGAAACAUCGGAGUCGUUUACUCUUCAACUCAUCAUUUUAAAACAAACAGUGCGCGCUGCAUCUUUCUUCUUGUCGUCAAUUCCCGUCACCAACUCCAUCCAAUUGUCGAAAAUGGCCCCCACUAUCCAUCUUGUACGCCACGCCCAGGGCUGGCACAAUGUCAACGUCGAGAAUGAGACGAUGCACGAUCCUGAGCUCACUCCCACAGGAGUGCAGCAGUGCCGUGAUCUCCGUGCUCAGUUCCCUCACCAUGAGAAGCUCACAAAGCUGAUUGCGUCGCCCAUGACGCGCACUCUCAACACGGCCAUCCACUCUUUUGGCCGCAACGACCUCUACCCCAUCAAGGCGCUAGAUGUUCUCCAAGAACUUAGCGAUUUGCCGUCAGAUACUGGCUCGUCACCUGCUAAACUUAAGGAGGUGUUUGGCGAUAAGGCUGAUCUUAGCCAGGUCCGCGAGGAGUGGACGCAGAAGAUGGACGGACAGCUCUUUGAGCCUACGCUGGAGAAGAUUCUUGCCCGCGCCAAGGAAUCUCGCCGUCUGAUUCGAGAUAUUGCCAACUUGGACAGUGAUGAACAUGUUGCUGUUGUCUCGCACGGCGGAUUCCUGCAUUGGCUUUCAGAUGAGUGGCAGGGCAUCCCCAUGCCAUACCCCACCAACUGGAAGAAUUGCGAAUAUCGAUCAUUCAAGUUUGUCGAUGGCACUGGAAAAGAUGAGGAUGCCAAGCUGGUAGAAACAGAAGAGAGCUGGCGCCGUCGCAAAGGCAGCGAGGCUCGUCUAUCAGACCAGGAGCAGGAUGAGCUUCGCCGCAUGCUGCAGCGCGAAAUUGUCCCUACGCUAAAGGUCAAGGUAUAAAAUGUUGUUUUUGGUAAAAGCAGGCGUUUAUGAGAACCGCCUUAUAUAUGCUAGAUUUGCUUGAUAAUGAUGAGUACGCGGUAGCAUUUACAGCUUAGACUAGAGUAGCAAAGCAGACUACAAUUUUCUUU